UUUUGGGGGGUGGGGGGUGGGUGGUCUGCUGGAUCGUCGAGGCCGGGCGUGCGCACAGCCACUUUUUAUAGGCGCCUCCAGCCACUGAGUCAGCAUCCGCGGCAGAACCUCUCACCUGGACCGGAGCACUAGGAGCCGGGCUCCCUCAUGUUCACCGGCAAGCAGAGGUCCGACACAGGGGGACGGCUGCGCUUCUGAGGCCCCGCGUGGUCCACCUCCAGGACACGCGAUACUUGUGGAUCAUACACUACGCUGCACCACAAGACAAUCAUCUGCAGGGAGAAGCUCCAAACCUCCUCCUCUUCAUCUUCCCUGGAUUGUGUGUGAGAGACACAGCACCAGAUAUGCACGCUCGCGCCCUUCUUUCAUUCCAAAUGACUUGUUGAAGAAAUAAAAGGAAGACAGUUAAGAAGAAAGAGUGCAGGGAGAGAAGCAGAAAAAGCCUAAGCUUGGAUAUUGUAAGGAGCGGGGCAUGUGGAUAUUGGCUCUUAUCUUUUCCCAGUGCAUCUUGAAUGUUUUCUGUGAAGAUCUACGUUCCAGCUUAUAUUUUGUCAAUGCAUCUGUGCAAGAGGUAGUGUUCGCCAGCACCACAGGGACGUCAGUGCCCUGUCCCGCAGCAGGCGUGCCACCUGUCUCACUGCGCUGGUAUCUGGCCACCGGUGAGGAGAUCUAUGAUGUGCCAGGAAUCCGCCAUGUGCACUCCAAUGGCACCCUUCAGAUCUUCCACAUCCCACCUUCCAGUUUCAGCAAACUCAUCCACGACAACACCUACUAUUGCACAGCGGAGAACCCCUCAGGGAGAAUCAGGAGCCAAGAUGUCCAUAUUAAGGCUGUCCUCCGGGAACCCUACACUGUUCGGGUGGAGGACCAGAAAGCCAUGAGAGGCAAUGUGGCCGUCUUCAAGUGCAUUAUCCCUGCCUCAGUGGAGGCCUACAUCACUGUUGUGUCCUGGGAGAAAGACACAAUGUCAAUUAACGCUGAAAUGUCACGGUUUCUCAUCACAUCGACGGGAGCCCUGUAUAUCCUGGAUGUCCAAAUUGAAGAUGGACUAUACAACUACAGGUGUAUGACACGCCAUCGGUACACAGGGGAGACCCGACAGAGCAAUAGUGCCCGGCUCAUUGUCUCAGAUCCCACCAACUCAGCGCCACACAUCCUGGACAGCUUUGAACGUAGUGAGGUGAUGGCUUCUCAUCGAGUGGAGUUGCCGUGCAAGGCCUCGGGUCACCCUGCACCCAAGUACCGCUGGCUGAAGGAUAACCGUCCCCUGGAGCCUGACACACGAUACCGUCAAAGUGUGACUGGGCUGCUCAUAGAGAGAGCCCAACCCAGCGACACAGGCACAUAUGUCUGUGAGGUGUGGAACGGCUACGGCAAUGCAGAGGUGGUUGGCAGGCUGCUGGUGAAAGAGACCCUGAAAGUCUUGGUGAGCCCACGGAAGGUGAAGGGUAGUGUUGGCAGCCAGGUUUCACUCUCCUGUGGUGUAACUGGCUCUGAAGACUACCAGUUGUCUUGGUACCGCAACGGCGAGCUCAUCUACCCCAGUAACAGCGUCCGAAUGACAGGCCAAAACAGAGAAAACCUAGUCAUGGCUGGGAUGGCCAAAAGCGAUGGUGGAGCCUACCAGUGCUUCGCCAGACAUGGCAAGAUGUCUGCCCAGGACUUUGUCCAGGUCAUUCUAGAAGACGGUACACCAAAGAUUCUGGCUUCGUUUAGCGAGAAAGUCUACAACAUCAAUGAGUUUGUGUCACUUUCAUGUACGGUGAAGGGGACACCAGAGCCCAGGGUGACCUGGACGCUCGAUGAAGAGCCGGUAAUACGGGACAGCCGCCACCGCAUCUCCUACUACACCAACACGGAAGGUCAUGUGGUCAGCCACCUCAACAUCAGCCAGACCCAGGUCCCGGACGGAGGGGUGUACCGCUGCAUCUGCAAUAAUUCAGCAGGGGCCGUUUCCUACCAGGCGCGAAUAAACGUAAGAGGGCCUGCCAGCAUCAGACCAAUGAAAAACCUCACUGCUAUCGCUGGGCGGGACAUGUACAUUCACUGCCGUGUCAUCGGCUACCCUUACUACUCCAUAAAAUGGUACAAGGACUCCAAUUUGCUACCUUACAACCACCGCCAGCGGGCCUUCGAGAACAACGGCACCCUGAAGCUGUUUGACGUGCAGAAGGACGUGGAUGAAGGCGAAUACACGUGCAAUGUGCUUGUCCAGCCUCAGCUCUCCACACACCAGAGUGUCUAUGUCACUGUGAAAGUCCCACCUACCAUCCAUCCAUUUGAGUUCCCUCGGUUUUCCAUCGGACAACGAGUCUUCAUCCCCUGUGUGGUCAUGUCUGGUGACCAACCAGUCUUCAUCACCUGGCAGAAGGAUGGGCGGCCAAUCCCAGCCAGCCUUGGCGUAACUAUUGACAACAUAGAUUUCACCAGCUCUCUCCGCAUCUCCAAUCUCACUCUGAUGCACAACGGCAACUAUACAUGCAUCGCACGCAACCAGGCUGCAGCCGUGGAGCAUCAGAGUCAGCUCAUUGUCCGAGUUCCUCCAAAAUUUGUGGUGCAACCAAAAGACCAGGACGGCAUCUAUGGAAAAGCUGUGAUCCUGAACUGCUCAGCUGAAGGCUAUCCUGUUCCUACCAUUCAAUGGGAGUAUUCCAAAGGUGCUGGGGUUCCUCAAUUCAAACCCAUCGCUCUCAACUCAGGCUUUCGCAUUGAGGUGCUGGUCAAUGGCUCCUUGCUCAUCAAACAUGUGCUGGAAGAAGACAGUGGCUUCUACCUUUGUCGAGUCAGCAAUGAUGUUGGGGCCGAUGUCAGCAAGUCCAUGUAUCUCAAUGUCAAAAUUCCUGCCAUGAUCACCUCUUACCCCAACACCACACUGGCCACACAAGGCGAAGAGAAGAAAAUGAGCUGCACGGCCCAUGGUGAGAAGCCCAUCAUGGUACGCUGGGAGAAGGAGGAGCGUAUCAUCAACCCCGAGACCAGUCGCUAUGUUGUUACAGUCAAGGAGGUCGGAGAUGAAGUCAUCUCCACCCUACAGAUCAUGCCCACAGUUAGGGAGGACUCUGGCUUUUUCUCCUGCCAUGCCAUCAAUUCCUUUGGUGAAGACCGAAGGAUCAUACAGCUCACAGUGCAAGAGCCUCCUGAUCCCCCAGAGGUGGAGAUCAGAGAAGUGAAGGACAGAACUAUUGCCCUGCGUUGGAGUAUGGGAUUUGAUGGCAACAGCCCAAUCACAGGCUUCGAUAUUGAAAGCAAGAACAAAUCAGCCUCCUGGGACACUGCUCAGAAGACCAAAGAUGUCUCACCUCAACUCAACCAGGCCACAAUCAUUGACCUGCACCCUUCCUCCACCUACAGCAUCCGCAUGUUUGCCAAGAACCUAAUCGGAAAGAGUGAGGCCAGUAAUGAGCUCACCAUCACAACUGAUGAAGCGGCCCCUGACGGACCACCUCAAGAUGUGCAUCUGGAGGCCCUCUCCUCUCAAAGUAUCAAAGUUUCCUGGAGGGCACCUAAGAAACACCUCCAGAAUGGCGCAAUCAAAGGCUACCAAGUGGGCUACAGAGAGUACAGCUCGGGUGGAAACUACCAAUUCAGCGUAAUCAGUGUCGAGACAACAGGGGACAAUGCAGAAAGCUUGGUACUGGACAAUCUCAAGAAGUUCACCCAGUACGGCGUUGUGGUGCAAGCCAGUAACAGUGCGGGCACCGGGCCAUCUUCCACUGAGGUGGCUGCCACUACACUGGAGGAUGUACCCAGUCGUCCUCCAGAGCACGUCCAAGCCAUAGCUACAUCUCCAGAGGUCAUCUCCUUAUCCUGGUUGACCCCUCCUAAAGAUGCUCUUAAUGGCAACCUCCUGGGCUUCAGGGUUAUCUAUUGGGCCAACCUACCCGAUGGAGAGCUUGGAGAGAUCAGGAAUGUGACAACUUCCAAACCGUCACUGGAGCUGGAUGGGCUGGAGAAGUACACCAAUUACAGCAUCCAGGUGUUAGCCUUCACCCGAGCAGGAGAUGGUGUUCGCAGCGAACAGAUUUACAUCCGCACCAAGGAGGACGUUCCUGGUCCUCCUGGUGGUGUGAAGGCAGCAGCUGCUUCCAACUCGGUGGUGUUCGUGUCAUGGCUUCCUCCUCUCAAAGUGAACGGCAUCAUCAGGAAAUACACUGUUUUCUGCUCCAAUCCACACCCCACGGUCAGCAGUGAGUUUGAGGCCGCCCCGGAUGUAUUCUUCUACCGGAUACCCAACCUGAGCAGAAACCGACAAUACAGCAUCUGGGUGGUUGCCGUCACUGCUGCGGGCCAUGGAAAUGCCAGCGAGAUCAUCACUGUUAAACCCACGGCUGAAGCUCCAGCACGCAUCUUGACCUUCAACAGGACCGUCACGACACCCUGGAUGAAAGACAUUGUGUUACCUUGCAAGGCGGUAGGGGAUCCAUCUCCAACAAUCAAGUGGUUGAAGGAGAACACUGGAACCCCUGCACCCGUUGUGAGCGACAGCCGGCGCAGUGUCCAUACUAACGGCAGCCUCGUUGUUCGGACAGUGAAAGCAGAAGACUCCGGGAACUAUACUUGUGUGGCCAGUAAUAGCUUUGGCUCUGAAAAGAUCAUCCUCAACCUGCAGGUUCAAGUUCCACCUGACCAGCCUCGCCUCACAGUGACCAAGACAACCACAACUUCCAUCACACUGUCCUGGAUACCUGGAGACAAUGGUGGCAGCUCCAUCAGAGGCUACAUUUUGCAAUAUUCAGAGGACAACAGUGAACAGUGGGGCAACUUCGCCAUCAGUCCAAGUGAGCGCUCCUAUCGAUUAGAGAACCUCAAGUGUGGCACCUGGUACAAGUUCACUCUAACGGCCCAGAAUGCCGUUGGUCCCGGACGCAUAAGUGAGAUCAUUGAAGCGAAGACCCAUGGGAAAGAACCUCAGUACUCCAAAGAGCAGGAGCUCUUCACCAGCAUCAAUGCCACUCGAGUGAAACUCAACCUGAACGGCUGGAACAACGGCGGAUGCCCGAUCACCUCUUUCACGCUGGAGUAUCGGCCCAUGGACUCUCCUUCGUGGACCGCGGCGCAGCGCACCUCCCUCACCAAGAGUUACAUACUGUACGACCUGCAGGAGGCCACCUGGUACGAGCUGCAGAUGAAAAUCUACAACAGCGCUGGCUACGCUGAGAAGAGGCUCAAGUUUGCAACGCUCAGCUAUGACGGCAGCACCAUUGCCCCUCUGGUGAAGGCACCCAACGUGAGUGAGGACACGUCUGCAGGUGGCGAAGGUAUGAAGAUGAUGGUGACCAUUUCCUGCGUGCUGGUGGGAAUUGUUGUAAUCUUCAUCGGCCUGCUGGUGCUGAGGAGGCGAAGGCGUGAGCAGAGGUUAAAGAGACUACGGGAUGCAAAAAGUUUGGCUGAGAUGCUCAUGAGUAAAAACACGCGUCCAGCAGAGCCAGUCAACAAACAGCAGCAAACACUACGGAUGCACAUCGACAUCCCCAGAGCUCAGCUUCUAAUUGAGGAGAGGGACACCAUGGAGACUGUUGACGACAGGUCCACCGUGCUAUUGACUGAUAACGACUUUGGGGAAACACAGAAACAGAAGUCAUCCACAGUCACCCACACUGUUCACUACCAAUCCCUCUCCCAGGCCACCGGUCCUCUGGUAGAUGUGUCUGAUGCCAGACCAGGAACCAGUAAGUCCAACCCGACUGCCCGCCGCACAGCCAAAGCUGGCCCGGCUGCUCGCAACCGCUAUGCCAGCCAAUGGACCCUGAACCGCCCACAUCAUCCAGUCUCCUCCCACACGCUAAGCACCGACUGGAGGCUCCCCACGCCAAGAGUUGCGGGCUCCGUUGACAAGGAGAGCGACAGCUACAGUGUCAGUCCAUCUCAGGAUACCGAUCGCGCUCGCAGCAGUAUGGUGUCCACGGAGAGUGCUUCCUCCACUUACGAGGAGCUCGCCAGAGCCUACGAGCACGCCAAGAUGGAGGAGCAGCUGCGCCACGCCAAGUUCACCAUCACCGAGUGCUUCAUCUCCGAUACCUCCUCGGAGCAAAUGGCCGCCGGCACCAACGACUACACCGACAGCCUGACCUCCAGCACGCCGUCCGAGUCGGGCAUCUGCCGCUUCACCGCUUCCCCGCCCAAGCCUCAGGAUGUCAGCAGGGUCAUGAACAUGGCCGUGCCCAAGGCCCACAGACCGGGGGGCGAGUUGGUUCACCUUCCUCCUUACCUGCGCAUGGACUUCCUGUUAAACCGAGGCAUGUCCUGCUCAGGGUCAUCCAGGGGGACAGCGAGCGGGGAGAGAGCGGCCAUGGGCCAGGCCUGUCUGGAGCCCCAGAAGAGUCGCUCUCUGAAGCGGCCCUCUCGCAUGGCGCCACCGACACCCACAGAGGCCCCUCAGGCCAGCAGGGACUCAGCGGCCCAGUGGCAGCCCGGCUCAGCUGCCACGCUCCCCCACAGAGAAGGCUCAGAGCUGGCCCAGGCCGCCAAGCUCAGCACCUCCCAGGAGUCCCUGCUGGACUCACGAGGACAUCUGAAACAGAACAGCAAUCCCUACGCAAAGUCCUACACGCUGGUAUAACAGCAGGGGCUCUUGGACGGGACGAGAACUCACUCUAACACUGGACUUAACACUCAAGUGCAGUAAACUGACUCACCACACAGUUCUGUAUAUACUGUAUGUCCGAGCCUUCCGAGGGUGCGGUCACUUUUACUAAUCUACUUUUAUUUAUUUUAGAACUUGCUUUCAUCUCCUCUUUGUAUUUUUCUUUUUUCUUUUUUUCCACUUGGAAAAAAAAAAAUCAACUUCAUUCAUCAGAAAUGACUGCAACUAGAGCGCUGCCAAACUAAAUGAAUAACGGGGGGAACAUUAUUUACUCUUGAUUAUUGUUCGUUCUUUAUAAUUGAUGAGUGAUUAUUAAUUGUUAGUUGACAUUUAUUAAUAAUCAUUCAAAUGGAUUACGAUAGCAACAAUGUUUUCAUAAUAACUUGGUCAUGUUUUUUGUUUCUUUUUCUGGAAUGGAAGAUGAGGAUGAGAAGUCAUUUUUUUUCCUAUGGAAUAUCACUGAAUGAAAGAAAUUGACACCCGUUCACUUUUCAGCUGCUCUCAAAUUGUUACUUUUUUGGAAGAAAAAAAAAUCUAUUUCCUAUGGAUGCAUGGGGACUGACCAAUUCAAAGACAAUGAGAAUUACCAUCAUAGCUAGCUGCACAGCCCAACCCAGCAUUUUGUCACACUUAUGAAAUGAUCCAAUGUGAAGAUUUAUUAUUCUUAUUACUAUAAAUAUAUAUAUAAAAAGAGAAAUCACUUUUAUUUGUGGAUAUUACAGGGAAAUUUUGAUUUGGUUAAUAAAGUCUUUAGUCUGUUUGCACAUAUCUUGUUUUAAUUAGGAAAUGGCGUCUCUGUCGAUCUUUCUGUGUCCCAUUCUCCAAUGGUGCAAUAUGAAAAAUGAAAAAGAAAGUCUAUGAAAACUAUUGCUAUAUACUGUACUGUAAUGAUGAAAAAUAACUUUGUUGUGAGUGUACUGGACACAUUCCAGCUAUGUCUUCAGGUAGUUUGCCACUGCUUGUGUGCCAGGGUGGUGAGUGGUAUUAGGCUAGAACAUGGCGGGUUUCCACAACUAAUGGUUGGCACGUCACAACGCCCCCAACUUGAGUGUGUCCAAAUAGAUUCCCCCUUCUCUCAGUGCACUAGGAAGAGUCCUCAGGGCUCACACUCUCCUCAGUAGAUCUACUGUUGCUGCAUUGCAGUGAUGCUCCUCUACAGGGAAAAAACAAAUGUGAGACAAUCCAGCAGAUCCCCCAUUCAAAAUUAAAAAAAAAAAUAUAUAUAUAUAUAUAUAAGGUAUUUGGGAAGUACCGGAAAAAUUAUAUAAUAAGAAAAUGUUAUUUUGUUUGUUUUCUUUUGUGGGCUACCCUGGCGCAUUUUGACUUUCUGGUAUAUUUUUCUGCUGGAGAGAGAAGAAUAUUAGUCAUUCUUCUGUGUGGUCACUCUGUCGGUUUCUAUUAUUCGUUUUAUCCCUAACUGUCUCAGUUCUGAUGUUUUGUUUUUAACAACAAGCAAUGUCACAUCUUAUUUUUUAACAUCGGUGUUCACCAUGGUGGCACUGGAAUAAAGAUAAACUAACACAAAAUUAAAAUUUGCUUAAUAAAAUGGCUG
Messenger RNA from Phycodurus eques (leafy seadragon), 8135 nucleotides. It is a transcript of the gene dscama, whose product is annotated as Down syndrome cell adhesion molecule a. The record is from RefSeq and is a predicted model, not a curated record. Gene Ontology annotation, molecular function: cell-cell adhesion mediator activity. Gene Ontology annotation, biological process: axon guidance; dendrite self-avoidance; homophilic cell-cell adhesion. Bases 473 to 6559 code for a protein of 2028 amino acids. NCBI's taxonomy places the organism in Eukaryota, Metazoa, Chordata, Actinopteri, Syngnathiformes, Syngnathidae. Gene Ontology annotation, cellular component: plasma membrane; axon. The transcript has 33 exons.